Aphanomyces astaci is the source of this 841-nucleotide messenger RNA. RefSeq lists its product as hypothetical. Lineage: Eukaryota; Oomycota; Saprolegniomycetes; Saprolegniales; Verrucalvaceae. The record is from RefSeq and is a predicted model, not a curated record. The annotation marks the transcript as partial. The transcript has a single exon.
UCAUGGCGUUGGAGUCGCUGCCGUGGGCGCCGUUCGUGGUCAUGGCCACGGUGGGCGGGGUGGCCGCGUUCUUCUUGGAUUUGCUCGUGUUUUACCUGUCGUAUAGCUUUACGAGCCGCCACUGGUUUUUCAUCUUUGUGGGCACGUUCGUCAUGGCCGUGAUCGACGAAGUGACCAAGUACAUUGCGUACAUUGGGUCUGUGCGCCGCGAGAUGAAGGAGCAAUUGUCCCGCGAGUGCAUUUGCUGGCUCAUGGUGCGCGCGGCUGCGGGGUACUCAAUCCUCCUUGCAUUGGUCCUGGUCAUUUACGCGUCGCUAUACGGCGACGAAAGCCAGCUGCCGCUGUACAUUCCGUUCAUAUUGCUGGACAUUGUCAACAUCGUGUCGUGCAGUGCCAUCACUGGCACGUGGCUGUACGUCCGCAAGCACCACAAACAUGCGACGCACCACACCGUGCCCACGCAAUUGGAAGAUCUUUGCAUGGACAGCGUCAUUGGUCCUGCGAUUCUGCUGCGCUAUCUGUACUACAUGGCCGCGUUUGCGUUUGUGUUCAUGGGAGAUGACCCCACCACAGAAAUCGUCGUGUACAUUGGUAUCAAUUUGGUCUACGCCAUAUUUGUCGGUGCCAUGGUCGCGCUGUCCUUUCGCUUCUUGAAACCUGCCGCCUCAAGCCAAGCCACCGAGAGUGACACUAGGGAAACGUAUGACCGCACCGGUCUUGAAGCGGCUAUGGUUGUGUUCCCCGACGGAUCCAAGGCAUGACGGAAAUGCGAUCACGGAUGUAGCAAAUCUACCUGUAGUCGUUGUCGAGUGAGUGUAUGAAAUAGUAUCUUGCGUUCGUG